Molecule: messenger RNA, 561 nt
Organism: Procambarus clarkii (red swamp crayfish)
Lineage: Eukaryota; Metazoa; Arthropoda; Malacostraca; Decapoda; Cambaridae
Source: RefSeq, a predicted model, not a curated record
AUGGUCCUCAUCCUUGCUAUCACUACUACCAAAACACGAGGAUGGGCUAUCAACCUUCGACAAAGACAAGGGGUGACACAGAACCUUCGACAAAGACAAGGGGUGACACAGAACCUUCGACAAAGACAAGGGGUGACACACAACCUUCGACAAAGACAAGGGGUGACACAGAACCUUCGACAAAGACAAGGGGUGACACAGAACCUUCGACAAAGACAAGGGGUGACACAGAACCUUCGACAAAGACAAGGGGUGACACAGAACCUUCGACAAAGACAAGGGGUGACACAGAACCUUCGACAAAGACAAGGGGUGACACAGAACCUUCGACAAAGACAAGGGGUGACACAGAACCUUCGACAAAGACAAGGGGUGACACAGAACCUUCGACAAAGACAAGGGGUGACACAGAACCUUCGACAAAGACAAGGGGUGACACAGAACCUUCGACAAAGACAAGGGGUGACACAGAACCUUCGACAAAGACAAGGGGUGACACAGAACCUUCGACAAAGACAAGGGGUGACACAGAACCUUCGACAAAGACAAGGGGUGACAUAG